GGCUUGAGCUGCGUCGAGGUCGCGCUUGUUGCUGCCUUACCAUCGAUUCACCACGUUGUGAUGAGCCAUCGCUAUACACCACCACACCAUCAUCUUAGCACCAUCGCCCGUCCUCACAUCGCCGUAUCCAAGCUCAGCACACGGUCAUCGAUCACGGGCUGCAAGUGUUUGGCAAUAGCGUAAUCUUGACGAGCCAGCGGGUGACAGCAUCGAAGGUGCACAACGACACUUGAUCCUUUGGUUGGACCCCCGGCUAUCACAGCCCGCACGCACAUCUCUAAUCAAGCUCUUCAAGAACCGAAUGGUGGACUUUACAUCUGUCAAGCGACUUGUGGCCAAGGUGGGAGGAGGAGAAGGAGGGUACACUUCAGAAGGCAAAUCGGGAGGCAGAUUUGGAGGAGGCAUUUCCAACAAUGGGCCAGUCAAUACCAUCCCGCUGUCAGAGGACAAGUUCGCAAAGUACGGCCUGAUUGUGCGAGGCGUACAGAUCUUCUUGGCAGCGGUGGUCUUGAUCAUUGCCAUCAUACUGUCGUCCUUCCAGUCGAAAUGGAUCGGCGGCCCCUCGGGGCUCACGGGACUGCUCAUAGCCAUAUCCGUCCUUAGCUUGAUAACGUCAAUCGUCUUUGUCGCGGUACCCCUAAUUCACAGUCAGUCGGAUUUCACCAGGCUGAAGAGUCUAGCAAGAGCUCUUGGUGAGGCUCGGGUGGGAUUCAUCUUGAACGGAGUGUGGGUGGGCAUCAGCUUGUUGAUCGCCUUGACACAGACAAUCAGCGCUAACGUCAAGGGCUGCAAAGACCCCGCUUCGGAUGAUCACGCCAAAUCGAGUAAAGGCAAAGAGGAAGACUUUUUGAAGGUGCUGCCCGGCUUUUGCAACACGAAGCGAGCUCAAGCUGCAUUCACAUGGUUUUUGUUCUUUUCGUGGCUACUUGCGCUCGGACUAUUCUUGAGAGCCUGGCGUCUGUCACGCAAGAACGGUCCUCGCAUUCCGCCAUUUGUGCAUCCUACAGACGACAGCGCAUUCGAGCCGAUCCAAGGAGAAGAUGACGAAGACCUUCAUCAGCAAGACGCCAACCCUUACUCGAAUUACGGUGGAGGUGCUUCGGGUGGUAGAUACGGAGAUGGUGGGGACGGAAGGUAUGGCAGUGGCGCUGGUUACGAUUACGGCUCAGGAGCGGCAGGCCGAGAUUCGUAUGGUGCACCCGUGGGCAGGCCCAGCUACAGCGCCGAGAACCCGUUUGGAGACGUCCAAGCUGCUAGGCCUUCGUAUGAUUACGGCGCGUACGGGAAUGCCAGCCAGGUCAACUUGCCAGGUUCGGGCAGAAGGGACUCAUAUGCGCCCAACGACAGGCGGAACAGCGUCGACCCGUAUGCUGCCAUUCAGAAUCAGCUGCAGACGGAUCGCCCUGCUACCGGUCCACCUCAGCUUCCACCCCUUUAUCACCAUUAAGAUUCGGGACGCACGUACCUGCUUGGUCAACACCGCUCCGAGCGCGCAGUGCCACCUCCGAGCCGGAGGUGCAUACCACCGAGCAGCGGGAAAUCCCGCCAAGAGCGUGCUGCAGAACGAUGCUCGCAGCACGCCGUAAGGUAGCGCCAUCACUGGGUCUGAUGGUCAGACCGCUCCGCUUGGCGAUAGCUCUGCCACGGGCCA
Ceraceosorus guamensis is the source of this 1651-nucleotide messenger RNA. RefSeq lists its product as hypothetical. The record is from RefSeq and is a predicted model, not a curated record. The coding region runs from base 302 to 1447 and encodes 381 amino acids. Lineage: Eukaryota; Fungi; Basidiomycota; Exobasidiomycetes; Ceraceosorales; Ceraceosoraceae. The transcript is spliced from 5 exons.